AUGCCGAAACCUCAAUAUUCCCAAAAAUUUAGGGAUUCUUGGCUUCAAGAUCCCGAUUUAAAAGAAUGGCUUCAAGCAGUUGAAAGUACCACUGGCCAAGUAGCAAAAUGCAAGUUUUGUGGAACGAUAUUAAGAAGUCACUACGGAGAUUUAAAAACACAUGCUCUUUCGAAAAAGCACCAACAAAAUAGAAAGGUUAUCACCAAACAACCUAAGCUGACAUUCAAAAAGGAGUCUACUGAUAAUAAAAAGAAAGAUGAAGCCAGAGUUGCCUUAUUUACAGCAAUGCAUACAAGUAUACGAACAGUUGAUCAUUUAGGAGAAGUUAUUAACCAUAGCCAUGAAAAAGAAAUAAAUAAAAUGCAGAUGCACCGAACUAAGUGCACGUAUGUAAUAAAAAAUAUUUUAGCAUCUCAUUUUACAGAACUUAUAAAAAACGACAUUAAAGAUCAACCAUACAGUUUAUUAAUAGAUGAAUCCACAGAUAUUGCUGUACAAAAAUAUUUGGGUUUAGUUAUAAUUUAUUACAGCACUACACAUGAAAAAAUAGUUUCAACUUAUUUGGACCUUGCUGAACUCGACGCAUGUAAUGCUGAAGCCCUGCAUCACAACAAAGAAAAUCUUGUUGAUAUAAUGGCUCGGUUCGUAACAAGUACAGAAUUAAUUGCAAAAAUUGACGAUCAAUGGCAGCAAAUUCAUUUACUGAGAUGGAAUGAAACAAAAGAUACAAAAAAUUUUUGGAGCGAAGUCUUGAAAUUCAAAGAUGCACAAGGUGUUGCUCGAUUUCAAGAAUUAGCAACAUUUGCGAUUACACUUUUGGUAUUGCCACAUUCGAAUGCCGAUGUGGAAAGACUUUUUAGUAGCAUGAAUAUUAUAAAAAACAAGCAGCGAAACAGAAUGAAGCUAACUCUUUUGAAAUCAAUUCUAAAAAUACGCUGCGGUAUGCAGUUAAUGGGAAAGUGCUACAACAAUUAUGAAAUUCCUUUAAAUCUUAUAAAACAAAUUGGGACGAAGGAGUCAUAUCAGUCCGAUAAGGAUAACAGUAAGGCUGAAAAUGAAAAUGCAGAUUCAUCUGAAGACGAUUUAUUAAUGUAA
Molecule: messenger RNA, 1095 nt
Organism: Parnassius apollo (apollo)
Lineage: Eukaryota; Metazoa; Arthropoda; Insecta; Lepidoptera; Papilionidae
Source: the annotation of a GenBank genome assembly